AUGCUGCUUGCCCCUGAGGGAGACCCGGAUGCUCCAGACAUCCCGACCCCGCACUAUUACACAGAGGCGAUUACGGGUCCUUACUCCUCUCAAUGGCAGGCAGCCAUGGAUGCCGAGAUGGCAUCCUGGAAGUCCACAGGCACCUACGUCGACGAGGUUCCCCCACCUGGGGCGAACAUAGUCGAUGGCAUGGGGAUCUUCAGGGUGAAGCGGCCGCCAGGUUCUCCGCCUGCCUUCAAGGCGCGUUACGUUGCUAGAGGCUUCAGUCACCGACAGGGAGUUAACUACUUCCAUACCUUCUCCCCCACCCCGAAGAUGACUACUCUUCGGCUGUUGCUGCACGUCGCUGCUCAGCGUGACUACGAGUUGCACUCUCUGGACUUCAGCACAGCGUUCCUACAGGGCAGCCUGCACGAGGAGAUCUGGUUGCGUCGCCCACCUGGUUUCACUGAGUCUUUUCCUCCAGGUACUCAGUGGAGUCUUCGGCAACCAGUCUACGGUCUCCGCCAGGUGCCUCGCGAGUGGCACGACACACUGAGGACUACACUUGCGGCUCUUGGGUUUGCUCCUGCUACUGCUGACCCGCCGCUGUUUCUACGCACCGACACCUCACUGCCGCUGUUCUACGUCCUUGUCUACGUCGACGACCUCGUCUUUGCCACUUCUGACACUGAGGCACUGACUCUUGUGAAGUCGGAGCUGCAGAAGAGACACACUUGCACUGACCUGGGUGAACUGCGCGGUUAUCUUGGCUUGCAGAUCACCCGGGACAGAGCUCGGCGCACCAUUACCCUGACUCAGUCACACAUGGUGCACCAGGUCCUUCAGUGCUUCGGCUUCCAGUUCCCCUCGCCACAGCCCACUCCUCUGUCUACCAACCACUCGCUCUCAGCUCCACCUUCGGACGAGUCCGUAGAGCCGAGUGGUCCGUACCCAGAGCUUGUGGGUUGCCUCAUGUACCUGAUGACGUGCACUCGACCCGACCUCGCGUACCCUCUCAGCCUCCUGGCUUGCUACGUGGCUCACGGCAGGCACCGAAAGGUGCACUGGGAUGCUGCGAAGAGGGAGCUACGCUGGUUCACCUACCUGCUGACCGACUUGGGAGAGUAG
Closterium sp. Naga37s-1 is the source of this 1110-nucleotide messenger RNA. The record is from the annotation of a GenBank genome assembly. NCBI's taxonomy places the organism in Eukaryota, Viridiplantae, Streptophyta, Zygnematophyceae, Desmidiales, Closteriaceae.